Dendroctonus ponderosae (mountain pine beetle) is the source of this 6666-nucleotide messenger RNA. Its product is annotated as transportin-1. Gene Ontology annotation, biological process: protein import into nucleus. The record is from RefSeq and is a predicted model, not a curated record. The coding region runs from base 163 to 2850 and encodes 895 amino acids. The transcript has 13 exons. Gene Ontology annotation, molecular function: small GTPase binding; nuclear import signal receptor activity. NCBI's taxonomy places the organism in Eukaryota, Metazoa, Arthropoda, Insecta, Coleoptera, Curculionidae. Gene Ontology annotation, cellular component: cytoplasm; nucleus.
UUGACAGUUGUUGAAUUUCCGCCAUAAGUCCCACCUAUCAGAAGGUUGUCAUAAAGUAGAAAGCGUUUUUAGUUAGGUUCCUGAUUAUUGCUCGAACAAAUUGUUCGACUGACCCUUCGAAAUUCGUAUGUUGUGUUAAAGGAAACGCAUUUUCCACUAGAAAUGAAAAUGGAUUGGGUCCCACAAGAAGAUGGAUUGCGAGAAAUUCUCACACUUUUACGGGAAUCGCAAUCUCCGGACACCGAUACUCAAAGGGCUGUACAACAAAAAUUGGAAGAAUUGAACAAGUAUCCUGACUUCAACAAUUACUUAAUGUUUGUGCUUACUAAGCUAACUAGUGAAGAUGAACCAACUAGGUCUCUCAGUGGUUUAAUAUUGAAGAAUAAUGUGAAAACACACUUCAACUCCCUGCAGCCAACCGUUACAGAAUAUAUAAAAACUGAAUGUUUACAAGCAGUAGGAGAUCCAAGUCCACUGAUUCGUGCUACUGUUGGUAUAUUAAUAACGACAGUAGCCAGUAAAACUGACUUGUCAUUAUGGCCGGAACUAUUGCCUGCUCUUUGCAGUAUGCUUGAUUCAACUGACUAUAAUGUAUGCGAAGGUGCUUUUGGUGCACUACAAAAAAUAUGUGAAGAUUCUGCAGAUGUUUUGGAUUCAGAUACAGUUAAUCGGCCUUUAGAUAUUCUGAUUCCAAAGUUUUUACAGUUUUUCAAUCAUUCUAGUUCAAAAAUAAGAUCAUAUGCUAUUGGUUGUGUGAAUCAAUUUAUUAUUCAAAGAUCACAAGUGCUCAUGUUCCAUAUUGACACGUUCUUGCAAAAUUUGUUUCAUGUGGCUACAGACGAAGAUUCAGAAGUGCGUAAGAAUGUGUGUAAAGCGUUGGUUAUGCUCUUGGAAGUUCGAAUGGAUCGACUCAUAAGUCAAAUUGAUAAUAUUAUAGAAUAUAUGCUUAUGAGAACACAGGAUCCAGAUGAGAGUGUCGCUCUUGAGGCAUGCGAGUUUUGGUUGAGCUUGGCUGAUCAGUCCAUUUGCAAAUCAGCAUUAAGUGCUCAUUUGACUAGAGUUAUUCCUGUACUUGUGAGAGGAAUGAAAUAUUCAGAGAUUGAUAUUAUAUUGCUAAAGGGAGAUGUAGAAGAAGACCACAACAUUCCAGAUAAAGAAGAAGAUAUCAAACCUAGAUUUCACAAGUCAAAAACUCACACCAUAAAGGCAAUGCAAAAUGGUACCGAAAACGGAAUUGAUAAAGAUGAUGAAGAUGAUUUUGAAGAUGGAGAUGAUGACAGUUCUGUAUCCGAUUGGAAUUUGAGGAAAUGUAGUGCUGCUGCCCUUGACGUACUAGCUAAUGUGUUUCAAGAUGAUAUCUUGCCAAUUAUAAUUCCGAUUCUGAAGGAAACCUUAUUUCACUCAGAAUGGGAAAUUAAGGAAUCUGGAAUUUUAGCUUUGGGAGCAAUCGCAGAAGGUUGCAUGACUGGUAUGGUUAGUCAUUUACCAGAGCUAAUUCCAUAUUUGAUUAAUUGUUUAAACGAUAAGAAAGGAUUGGUACGAGCGAUCACUUGUUGGACUCUCAGCAGAUAUUCUCACUGGGUAGUAGCACAAUCGCAUGAUUCUUAUUUGAAACCUUUGAUGACGGAGCUUUUAAAGCGAAUUUUGGAUAGUAACAAAAGAGUGCAAGAAGCUGCUUGUUCCGCAUUCGCAACGUUGGAGGAAGAAGCAUGCACGGAAUUGGUUCCUUAUCUGGGAUACAUACUCGAAACACUAGUGUUUGCAUUUUCUAAGUACCAGCAUAAAAAUUUACUGAUCCUGUAUGAUGCAAUCGGUACAUUAGCCGAUUCAGUUGGCAGUCACUUAAACAAGCCCGAAUAUAUCAGUUUACUUAUGCCUCCUUUAAUUCAGAAAUGGAAUGUUUUAAAAGAUGAAGAUAAAGAUUUGUUUCCUUUGUUGGAGUGUUUAUCGAGUGUGGCCACAGCACUACAGCUAGGAUUCUUGCCUUAUUGUGAACCUGUAUAUUGUAGAUGUGUUUCGCUGGUUCAGCAUACGCUUCUGGUUCAAAUGGCUCAUAUGCAAAAUCCUGAACAGUGCGAGGACAUAGAUAAGGACUUUAUGAUAGUAUCGUUAGAUUUACUAUCAGGACUAGCAGAAGGCCUGAACGGUCAUAUCGAAAAGCUAGUUGAGAAUAGCAAUAUUAUGAAUCUUUUGCAUAUGUCGAUGCAAGAUGCUAUGCCAGAAGUGAGACAAUCGUCUUUUGCCUUAAUAGGGGAUUUGACAAAGGCCUGCUUUCAACAUGUUAGGCCGCACAUAUCAAGUUUUAUGCCUAUUUUGGGACAAAAUCUUAAUCCUGAAUUUAUAUCUGUAUGCAAUAAUGCUACAUGGGCGAUAGGAGAAAUUUGUAUAAAGUUAGGUGUUGAAACUAGACCUUUUAUACCAUUGAUUUUAAAUCAAUUAAUAGAAAUAAUAAAUAGGCCAGAUACGCCCAAAACUCUUCUUGAAAAUACAGCCAUAACAAUUGGUCGCCUCGGUUUUGUCUGCCCCCAUGAUGUGGCUCCAAUGUUACAACAGUUUGUCCGCCAGUGGUGUGUAUCGUUGAGGAACAUAAGAGACAAUGAGGAGAAAGAUAGUGCUUUUAGAGGCAUGUGCCAAAUGAUUCAAGUGAAUCCCGCAGGAGUCAUUUCAGACUUCAUAUUCUUUUGUGAUGCUGUGGCGUCUUGGGUGCACCCCCAAGAAGAUCUGAAAGAUGUCUUCAUUAAGAUAUUACACACAUUUAAAACGCAAGUUGGAGAAGAGAAUUGGAGAAGAUUUAGUGAUCAAUUCCCUCAGCAGUUGAAGGAAAGAUUAACAAACCUUUACGGUCUGUGAUGCUGGCGAGGGUUUUAAUGGGGGAAAUUCUGUGGACUGGGGUGGGACAACCUAGAAAAAAUAUUUGCGUGAAGCACGCUAACGAGCGUAUUAAAAAACCAAAUCAAGAGAGGGUGGACUCAAUUUACAAAAGUAAACAUAGAUCAGCAAAAAAAUUUUUCUUUGAUAUGUCGUCAAAUCGAUAGACAUCGCAUUGUUGGUUUUCGUUUAUAUUUCCUAUACAUCUAGAUCAAUGUGACGAGCUGAUUAUUUAGUCAGGAGGCAUUAGUUGAUUAAUUUCUGGGUUUGUUUAAAAAAUUAUCUCAUAUAAACGGGUAACACGGUUCAGUUUUUAUGCGCAAAAUAGUUUGCUGCAUUCAUAGAAUAUGUAUCUGCCAUCUGCAGAGGUUUUUUUUUCUACCUAAAAUAUAUAUUCCACGUACUAUUUAUUUAAAAAAUUAUUGAGUUUCGACGUUAAACAUUUUCAAAUUUAACUGGAAAAACCUAUAUUAUUAAUCUUAAAAUGCCCUAAUUCUUAGACUAAAUUGCCAUUUUAAUGAUUCAAUGUUACAUUUAUUUUUAAUGCGUCUUUCGAUCUGAAAGAGUUAUAUUUUCACACAUAAGUAAAGAAUUAAAAUUCAGUUUUCUAAGUAGUUUUUCAACUUGUACUGAAACAAUUAUAGAAUUUUCAGAUGUUUAGAUGCUUUAUAACAUACGUUUGGGUCUAUUAUAAUUAGGAGUAGUUAUGCAUGCUGUGGUUUGGUAUCUAGUAAAUUAUGAUUUUUGUAUGUAAAGAACUUUUUUACUCGAAAUGAUCUAUACGAUUUUUAUUCGCAGCAGGUCUUGGUUGCAAACGGAAAGGAUUACGGUUUAAUAAAAAGAGAUAGUUAACUAACUAAAUAGCUAACCAGCUAAAUGGUUAACUAAUUAAAAGCUAACUUAUUCUUUCAAGUCUUUGAUUUUUUCCUUAUCAAUUGGUUGGCCACAUGUUGAUAUUUAAAAAUAUAAUUACCUUUUACAUAUAAAAAUUAUAUUUUUUACAUUAACGUUUUUGUCAUUUAUCAAUGUGACACGCAAGUAAUAGAAAAUUACUCACGUUAGACAAUCCUUUUCUAUUUCAAACUAACUGCUAUAAAUUCAUAGGAGUAAAAUAGUUCUUAAAAUAACUUGAGUUGUAUAAGAAAAUAUUUUCAGAAGGCUUUCAUAUAUUUGUUCAACUUUCUAGAUGCAGUAUUAUAAUCUUGAAAAAUGACAAACAUUAAUGCAAUUUUACAAUACAAUAAAUUGUAAGUUAAUUCGAUUGUACCGAUAAUAAUACUUUUUCAACUAAGGAAUAUUUAGACAACUGUUUCUUACUGGAAAAAUUAACAUAAAUCUGAUUUGUUUGUUACAUAUUUUCUAAAUAUUAUAUUAAUAUUUUUACAGUUUAUGCUGAAUGAACACAACGUUUUGAUAUUCAUACAUAUGUCCAUUUGGUCUAUUAUUAUUUGUUCAUUAAUUAAGACGUUAUGAACGUAAAUGUGGGUGUAUCAUUUAAAUUAUUUGCCAGUUGAAUUGCAUUCGACUAAUAAAUUUAUGAUUGAUGUUUAUACACAAUAUAAACGCUCUUUAUGUUUUUUUAAAGCAAUACAUUUAUCUACCUGUAGACCAUUUUCAACGGAUCUAUAAAGUAAUAAUCCAAGUACGCAUAUCCAAUUCAGUUACAUUUAUGAUUACUCGAAUAGAAUCGUGUAUAAAGAAACCGUUAAUCAGUCUCUUUAGUGUGGAUAAUGCUGGUGACUGGUAAAUAAAUAGAACUGGUGCCAGCCGGACUGGCACCAACCAGUUCGUGCGUUUAUACGCGAAAGCAAAUUAGUGUUAGCAUUUUUCCGACAAUAUAUUUAUUCAUUUGCUUUAACUUUUCAAAUGGACUGAUUUAUGUUGCCAGAGUACAACUCCAACAAAAUGUUUUUUCUCAAUCAGUAUUUUAAAAUGAUGAAGCCUUUUGUAAAUAUCAGUGUUUAAGUUUGUAUAUAGUAGGAAAAAAAUUUGCAAUCCUUAUCCUUUUGAGGACUUCUGGAUCCUAGUACCUGGUCCUGUUCCUAUUCAUCCAGUUCAUUGUAAUGGUCCUGAUUCGAGUGAUUGAGAUUUUGUGGUUGGUAUACAUUCUUUAAAUUCUAGGCUACGUAUAUUUUUUACCUUUUAACUAGUAGUAGUUUAGUUGUAUGCUUGUUUGCUCUUAUUAUUAUUAUAUGGAUUCAACUUGAAAUACAACUAAUGUGCAUUGCCUCCAUAAAACAUUUAUUUAAUUAUACCAAUAUUUUAAAUAAUUCUAUUAAGUAUUUUUAUUCUCAGUAGUACAAAUUUACACUGUCGUCAUAUUGAACAGUUAAUAUUAGAAAUAAAUAUUAUGGACUGAUUUCUUCUACUUAACUUCCUGUAAAAAACAUACGUAGUCUCUUUUGCCUAUGGGUUGGUAAGAUUCGGGAUUUCAGCAGUAAAAUUGUAUAAUGGUCUUUUUGUCUUUGCGAAUAUUCUGCAUCAAUCCAUUUGACCUCAACUUGUAAUGUGAUACUAAUUUAGUGAUCAUAAAACAUAAACGUUUUUUGUGAUACAAUUGUAAUUAAAUGAUAAGACUUAGUAUUUCAAUGGGUUUUCGAGUGAGCAACUUUACUGAUCGUUAAAAUUAAACAAAUAUUAUAUUUUAAUGGUUAAAUGACAUUUAAGUGAGAUUUUUUACGUCAAUUUCUAAGUUACUCUACAUUUUUUACUUCUUAAUAUUUAUAUUCACUUUUAAGGUUUGUUUGAAACAUGUUUAUCAUUUUUAUCGUAUGUUUGAAUAAAUAAAUACGUCAAGUCUCAAGAGGUUAUAAGUAAUUUCAAAUUCAACGGUUCCUAAAAAAAGGUAAAAAUGAUGAAUAUUUUAUUUAUUCGUGGUUGCAAUAUAUAUCGUAUAUUUUGUUUACUCACUAUUUUUUGAAGAUACUAGUUGAUCUUUUUUACAUAUUAGGUAUAUUUUUAGUUGUAUGUGCGUGAAUGUGUCCUUUGUUACAGAAGUCUUCGUUCCUCCAACACUCCAUUAUUCAUUCCUUUUUGCGUUUUCAGUGCAAUCCUUUUUUCAUUUUAAGUUUAAAUUUAACAAAAUGUGUUAUAUGCUUCAUGUAUCAAUGUUAAGCGAAAUUAUCCUAUACUAUUUGCUGUUACUACUUUACUAUACAUGUAUGCACUGUAUAUGUUCCUGGUUAAAUACGUCUUACAAAUUGCGUAUUGUUAGGAACGGAUCUUUCCGAGUCACACGUUAACAUUUGUAUAGGUACAGUAAAGUGUUUACCAGUAAUGAUGGAAAAUUUUUAAACAUGAAUGACAUAUUUAUUUAUUGCUCAUUUUGAAUACAUGAAGUAAAUAAAUAGAAACUCUAGUUACCCAAAGCUCAAUUAUUUCUCAUUUGUUGACACAAUAUCUAAUUCAAAUAUUGUAUGUUAUGUUUUCUUAGUUACAACUUUAGUAUAGUUUUGCUGAUUUGCAUGUUUUCAAAUAUAUCAGAGCAAGAUUUCAGUGAAUUACUCAUACGAGUAAUUAUAAUCGUAACAAAAUUGUUUGUAAAUUCUAGUAGUAAUUUAGCAAUUUUUCAUUUGUUAACAAACAACGUUCAAUUCCAAAAGAGCAGUUUAUUUGCACAGUGCCAUUUCAAUUUCACACACUGAUCUGGAAUUGAACUUGAUUGGUUUUGCAUUAUGGUUUAAUUAAUAUACAUUAAUGUUGUUUGUUAAUGUGAAUUGAUCACAUUCAGUUAACUAAAACUCAACACCUGUAAUUUUAAUUAUCAUAGGUAAUAAUAAAAAUAAAUACUUAUUUCGG